Messenger RNA from Trifolium pratense (red clover), 1029 nucleotides. RefSeq lists its product as uncharacterized. Gene Ontology annotation, molecular function: DNA binding. The transcript has a single exon. The record is from RefSeq and is a predicted model, not a curated record. The coding region runs from base 117 to 908 and encodes 263 amino acids. Lineage: Eukaryota; Viridiplantae; Streptophyta; Magnoliopsida; Fabales; Fabaceae.
UUAACAAACUUAAGAAUUACGCCGCUUUAUUGUUGCGCAAGAAAGAAAGAAAGAUAAACCUCACUCACUCGCUCACUCUGUUUCUUUGUUCAUUCAUUCAUUCUUGAUCGACAAACAUGGUUUCUUUCUUGUUUGCCGUAAGAAAGGAGGAACAACAACACAGCAACCCUUCCUUCUCCUCUGUUCUUACCGAUCAUGAUCGUGUCUGUCUUCAUGUUUCAGUGGGUGAUCCCUGUUGUGCCUCCUGUAUCGACAACAACCCUUCUUCCUUGUUCGCUGUUCAAAAUAACCCUUCUACCUCUUCCUCUUCUGUUGUUACUCAAGAUCAUCAACAACAACUCAUCACCAAGAAACGACCCCAACAACAACGACUAACCCUAAAGAAGAACAAGAAACCACGCAUCAACAAUUGGGUCUGUGAUGAUGAUGAUGAUCAUAGUAUCUGUCUCCAUCUUAUGUUGGGUUCAUCCUCGUGUAUACCAACAUGUGUUCGUCAAACAAACAACAAAAUUAUUGCUGCUGAUGAUGAUGAUCAUCAAUGGGUGAUCAAGAAGGUUCUUGAAAACAGUGAUGUUUGUCUCCAUUUGUGUAGGCUUUUGUUGAACAAAGAAGUCGCUCAAAAAUUAAUCAUUCCUUUCUUGUUGGAUGGUGCUGAAGCUGCUCAGACCAAACAGGGAAUUCAAGUUCAAGUCCGCGACGUCGACACCGACACUCUUCAUUCUCUCGUUUUCAAGAUAUGGAUUUCUGCAAAAAUGCAUACUUUCACCAAGAGAUGGGCCAAAGAUUUUGUUCAAAGAAGGAAUUUGAAGAAAGGAGAUCAAAUCGGCUUACGUUGGGAUCAAGACAACGGCCGAUUUGAGUUCUCCGUGCUUCGUCGGGCCACCAAAGUUUCAGGGGACGACAAUUAGUUUAAUAUUAAAAUUUGUCUGAUCUGCUAGCUGCUGUAAACAUAAUUUAGUUGGAGGGUGUAAUUGUUUUAGAUUUUGAAUCAAUAGUUUAUAAAUGAAUAGAUAGUACUGGAUUUUGUGA